UGGUAUAUGGACAGUCUACUGAUCUACCUCUAUUAUUUAAUUGGUGUGAAAUGAUUGUUUUGGGCUUAUUCGUGUUUGGUUUUUGUUGUUUUUUUACCCAGGGGAAUUUAAAAUAUGAGGAUAAUUUUGGAAGAUCAGUGAUCAUGAGAUAUUAUAUAAUCAUUUUGUUCUUUUCAGUAAUAGUCUGCUCCUCGGAUGUGUCCUCUAAUGUGGAUGUUGUUCAGGAAGAUGUAAAAGUAGUUCGAGCUGGAGAGGAUGUGAAUCUUACUUGCAGCUUUUCAAAGCUUCUGCAAUCAACAAGAGCAUGGUUUAAACGGACAUCCAAUGGAAAAUCCAUACAAGUUGUGUCUCUAUAUUUAAAUCAACAACCCAGCUGGAAUAAGGACUUUGAGAAAAUGAAUCGUUUUAAUGUUACCAAAGGAGAUGAUCAUUUUAAUCUGAUCAUUUUACAGACAAAGCCUUCAGAUUCAGCAACAUAUUACUGUGUCGUCGCAUCAUAUUACAGCAUUGGAAUGAGUGCAGGCACUAGAUUAUUUUUUAAAGCUGGACACACAUCUCUUCAGCAGUCUUUGAUAGACACGCUUCAUCCAGGGGAUUCUGUGAAUUUGCAGUGCAGCAUCUUCAGUGAGAGUUGUGCUGGAGAACACAGCGUCUACUGGUUCAGACAAAGCUUGGGAGACUCUCAAGGAGUCCUUUACACCAAAGGAGAGAGAAAUGGCCAGUGUAAGAACAGCAGUGAGUCUCAAACACAGAGCUGCGUCUACAAUCUCCUCAAGAGCAACAUCAGUGACUCUGAUGCUGGGAUUUACUACUGCGCUGUGGCCGCAUGUGGAGAGAUACUGUUUGGAAAAGGAACUCAACUCAAGUUUAAAGAGAGUGGAGUAAAUACAACCCUGCUUGUUCUUGGGAUUUCAAACAUCGUAUUUUUAACUUUAGCCUUUUUUCUUGCCAUAAAACUAUGCCAGAAUCAGAAUAAAGGUAAGGUUUCUUUUUAGCACACACUGAUAA
Molecule: messenger RNA, 1008 nt
Organism: Rhinichthys klamathensis goyatoka
Lineage: Eukaryota; Metazoa; Chordata; Actinopteri; Cypriniformes; Leuciscidae
Exons: 4
Coding region: 51-995 (314 amino acids)
Biological process (GO): response to bacterium
Source: RefSeq, a predicted model, not a curated record